Molecule: messenger RNA, 1311 nt
Organism: Lachancea meyersii CBS 8951
Lineage: Eukaryota; Fungi; Ascomycota; Saccharomycetes; Saccharomycetales; Saccharomycetaceae
Source: the annotation of a GenBank genome assembly
AUGACGUUGUCGCUAUCCAAAAUCUGGAAUUCUAAAUUCGUACAACUUGUGGUGUCGCAGUGGUUUUUCAUCGCCCUGGUUUGUUUUAUUGUCCUGGCACGGUUUGUACCGAACUUUGCCCGCCAAGGAGGGCUGGUCAAGGCUGAAUACACAAUCGAGUACGGAGCUGUGGCCCUGAUAUUCCUGCAAAAUGGUCUCAGCAUGUCGACCAAAAAGCUUUGCGUAUACUUGUCAAAUUGGCGAGCUCAUAUCGUAAUAUUGUUGAUGAGCUUUCUCAUUACAAGCUCUAUUAUCUUCGGGUUUUGUUGUGCCAUCCAGCGCUCUGGGAAUUCCAAUAUCGAUGAGUGGUUGCUAGUGGGUCUGAUUUUGACUGCAGCAAGUCCCACCACUGUAGCCUCCAACGUGGUCAUGACUCAAGAGGCUAAAGGUAACGACUUGUUAUGUCUGUGUGAGGUCUUUAUCGGAAACUUUCUCGGAGGCUUUAUCACGCCUGCCAUUGUUCAAAUGUAUCUGAGCACCUCGUUGUUUGCGUUCGGAAAUCCGAGCAACGGCUCCAGCGUCCGCACAGUAUACGCUAACGUGAUGAAGCAAAUUGGACUGUCUGUACUUGUGCCUUUAUUCGUCGGUCAACUUGCCCAAAACCUGUUCCCCAAGCAGGUCUCGUGGGCUUUAAAGGCACUGCGCAUGAACAAAGUGGGAAGUGUCUGCUUGCUGCUUGUUAUGUUCAGUUCUUUUUCUACCGCGUUCUACCAGCACGCGUUUACCAGCGUGCCUGGUAUCUGCAUUGUUUUCGUUGUUCUUUUCAACUUGGGCAUUUACCUCUUUUUCAGUGUGCUCUGCUUCGUUUGCGCCAGACCCUGGAUCAUUCUCAGGCUAUUUCCUGAAGAACCUUCAGAAUCCUCCUCGAAGCCGUAUAUCAUCGGAUACCGGUUGUUGCGACCAUUCUAUUACAACAAGAAGGAUACCGUGGCAAUUUUGUUUUGUGGGCCUGCUAAAACGGCGGCACUCGGCGUAUCCUUGAUUUCCUCGCAAUAUGGCAGUGACUUUCCUCAAUUGGGAAAGCUUUUAGUGCCAUUGGUUCUCUACCAAAGUGAACAAGUCGUCACCGCAAAGCUCCUGGUGCCUUGGGUGAGAAGGUGGGCAGCAGAGGAAAAUGACCAGGCCUCGGGUUGCGAAUCAGAUCUAGAGCAAGUAUCGUCUACAAAGUCUGGUGAGCAUGUUGAUGGAACGGAUAGUUAUGAGAGGGCUGGCGCCACGAGUGAAAAUGCUACAACGGGGAUUAAUGUUCAGGACACAAGACAGGACGUGUGA